AUGUUACGAGUGGUGGUUUUGGCUUUGCUAACCUUCGGUCGACAAGCGGGUGCGGUCAGCCCUCUUGUUAGCCUUCCAUCCACCUCAUAUCAAGGAACUCCUUUGGCCAAUGGGAUAUCGCAGUGGUUAGGCAUUCGAUACGCUGCACCACCAGUCGGUCAACUAAGGUUUCAGGCUCCUCAAGAUCCUAUAGCAUCAUACCAGUCUGUUCAGAUAGCGGACCAGCAUGGCUUGAUCUGCCUUGGUACCGCUCAAGAUCCGAACGAUGAUGAGACAUCAGAAGACUGCCUCUUCCUGGAUGUCUAUGCUCCAACGAAUGCCACAGAGUCUUCAAAACUACCCGUCUAUUUUUUCAUUCAGGGCGGUGGUUUUAAUACCAACUCGAAUGCCAACUACAAUGGAACUGGACUAAUCCAAGUCAGCGGCAUGAAUAUCGUCGUGGUCACUUUCAACUACAGAGUUGGUCCGUAUGGCUUUCUGGCCGGCAAAGAGGUUGUUGUUGGAGGUAGCCUGAACAAUGGUCUGAAAGAUCAGAGGAAAGCUAUGGAGUGGGUCCAAAAGUAUAUCUGCAAAUUCGGAGGUGACCCUCAGCACGUGGUCGUAGGGGGCAACUCCGCAGGUGCAGCGUCAAUCAGCUUACACGUGACGGCGUACGGCGGCAGAGAUGAUCAUCUCUUUCAUGCUACCGCAGCAGAGUCUCAGUCUUUUGCUGCCCUGAUGACAGCUGACGAAAGCCAAUUCGCCUACGAUAAUCUUAUCAUCCGGACGGGAUGUUUGGAGGAGAUAGACACGCUGUCUUGUCUUCGAAGCUUGAAUGCAACAUUCCUCCAGGAAAACAACUUCAAUACACCAUUUCCGGGAGCCCAGCAAGCUCCGCUAUACAUGUACGGCCCUACCCUCGACGGCGACCUCAUUCAGGACUACACCUAUCGAGCCUACGAGCAGGGACACUUCCUGCGUUUGCCUGCAAUAUAUGGGGACGAUACUAAUGAGGGUACCGUUUUUAUCCCGAAGCUGACGAACAGCAUUGGAAACUCGUCAGCGUUUCUCCAAAGUCAGUUUCCAGCAUUGACAUUGGAUCAACUUCGCACUAUCAGCAUCAUAUAUCCCGUAGCGGAGCAGUUUCCGGACUCAGGUCGCUACUGGCGACAAGUCAGCAACGCGUACGGGGAGAUUCGUUACAUAUGUCCCGGAAUCUACAUCUCCAAUGCCUAUAGCCGCCUGGGACUGCAGUCUAACUGGAACUACCACUGGGACGUACACGACCCCGAUGACGACGCUGUCGGAUAUGGUGUGAAGCAUACCGUUGAGGUAAACGCCAUAUGGGGGCCUGAGAAUGUGAACGGCGGGGCACCACCAAGCUACAGUACCACGAAUGCGCCGAUUGUUCCGGUAGUGCAGGCGUAUUGGACAAGCUUCGUGCGUAGCUUCAACCCGAACACAUACAGACUUCCAGGAACACCUAAGUGGGAAGAGUGGACCUUGGAUGGGUAUCAGAGGCUGAAGUUUAAGCCUGGAGAAACGGCUAUGGAGGUUGUGCCGGAUAACCAGAAGGGGCGGUGUGCUUAUCUGAGCUCGAUUGGAGUCUCGAUCAAGCAGUGAAAAGGGUCGAGGGCGAGACCUCUCUAAGUUAUGUACUAACGAACCGAACAUAUGACCCCAGUGGUAAAUGAUUAGAGUGGGAUCCAUUUUCCAUGGUAAUGGGCGGCAUUUCUGAGUCUCAGCGACAAAUUGCAGUACAUACUCAAUUAUGAUUAACGUAGUCGAAUGAAAAGAUAAAGGGGUCCACUAACUACACACCCCCUAAUUCCUCCAC
Messenger RNA from Mytilinidion resinicola, 1816 nucleotides. RefSeq names its product putative triacylglycerol lipase. The transcript has 3 exons. The record is from RefSeq and is a predicted model, not a curated record. Lineage: Eukaryota; Fungi; Ascomycota; Dothideomycetes; Mytilinidiales; Mytilinidiaceae. The coding region runs from base 1 to 1602 and encodes 533 amino acids.